AUGAGAGCACUCCAGCAAUGGUCAAGCUAUGGUCCCGAAGACCUCGCGUACUCUGACGACGUCGAAUGUCAAGCAGAGGCAAUGCGAGAGGAAGACGAAAGGGACAGAAAGAAGGUCGAAAAAGCAGAGGAAGAUGACUCUGACUACUUUGAAAGCAGCCAGGCCACCGAAUACGACUAUAGCUCUUCACAAACAUCGGGUUCUUCCCAUGGCACCUUGACCCAGGAAUCCUCCUGCAACUGGGACGAUGGAACAGCAUACAGUUCCAGCCAAGACCACAUCCCAGACAAUGGGAGGAAGCAGCUUAACCCUUGGAGCGCGAGCGUGGCGGACGAAGAAUACGUCGAUGACCUCCUAGAGGACACCGACGACGAUGACGACGAAUGA
Coprinopsis cinerea okayama7#130 is the source of this 387-nucleotide messenger RNA. RefSeq lists its product as hypothetical. The transcript has 2 exons. The coding region runs from base 1 to 387 and encodes 128 amino acids. Lineage: Eukaryota; Fungi; Basidiomycota; Agaricomycetes; Agaricales; Psathyrellaceae. The record is from RefSeq and is a predicted model, not a curated record.